UCAUUUUGUGAAUUUUACCUUUUCAAACUGUUUAGGCUUGUUGACAUGCCGUCUGAAGAAUUGGGUGCUUCUGCGGCACGCAAGUUUGAUAUCGAAGCAUGGAUGCCAGGGCGAAAAUUGUACGGCGAAGUUACAAGUGCAUCUAACUGCACUGAUUAUCAAGCAAGACGCUUAGGCAUCAAAUACCGUGACUUGAAAGGCGUAGAAAAGUUUGCGCAUACGUGUAAUGCAACAGCUAUUGCCACAACGAGAGCAUUAAUUGCAGUUCUGGAAACAUAUCAAAAUGUAAGCUAUUUUGCGCAUUGCUUCUCCAAAAGGAAAGGUCUGAUUGGAUUGCCGCACGAAAUCCGAAAAAGAAUGCCCGAGAAUAGAUCAAGGACAAUAAAGUUGCGUAGCGUGGCGGAUAUAAAUGUCGAUGUUUGA
Messenger RNA from Gongylonema pulchrum, 423 nucleotides. NCBI's taxonomy places the organism in Eukaryota, Metazoa, Nematoda, Chromadorea, Rhabditida, Gongylonematidae. The record is from the annotation of a GenBank genome assembly.